AUGGAUGGACAACAUAUCCCUCUAGGGAUAUCCCAGCAGAAAUUCAGCAAAAAUAUCCAGGCAGUGACUUCUCGAACCCUGGAUUUACCGCCAAGCUGUAUAGAGUUUGUCCCACGGGAAAAAGCUCCCGUGGAAUUGGACCCUUCUAGUCAUUACUUUGUCAUUGGGACAUACAAUUUGGAGAAGAAUGACCAAACUGCUGCCCGAACAGCCGCUGAAUCUGAGGGUAAUGACAUGAUAGCGGUCCCUCCAGCGCCGCAGGAGAGAAAUGGCACUUUAAAUCUAUUUAGUAUUCGAGCAGACAAGUCAUUGAUCCUUGUCGAAAGAUUGUCAUAUCCUUCAGCCAUUCUUGACCUUCACUUCAUCCCUGGGGAGCCUAUUUUUGCUGUUGCCUCUAGUACCGGCGCCAUUUCCAUCUACACUUUUUCCCUGGUGCCCCAGACUGUUGAAAUCAAACCAGGGAAUAUUGGUCUAAAGGCCUGGGAAUGGGGCAUCAGACAUAUAAAAAUGCAUCAAGUGUUUGCUACAAACGUCCUUGUGCUCUCUUUCAUCUGGCUGUCGUACUCGACAACAGCCGAUGCUCCGCCACUUUUGGCAGCAACAACUUCCGCAGGAGAGAUCUAUAUGAUCUCAUUUAGCGACUGGGACUUUACAGGUUUCCAGAUUCUAAACGACGAGCUACCAAUAAAUACCCACGAUGCCGAAGCAUGGUGUUGUGCCUUCUGCCCAUCCACGCAUUGCCUCUACUCCGGCGGCGACGAUAGCUGGCUCCGCGUAAUCGAUCUCAACCUCGCUGCUUUACAAGAGCCGGAGAGCACCGACGACUUAAUUGGCCAGGCUAAUACCAUCCGAGGCCACGACGCAGGCGUCACUGCUAUCCUCCCAUUACCAUAUCGGCAACAAAGAAUGUUUCUCACCGGCAGCUAUGAUGACCACAUCCGCCUUUACUCUUGGCAAAACUCCUCAGGUUGCCCCCUACCUAAACCAAGAGAGAUGACGAAGCUCAACCUCGGGGGCGGAGUAUGGAAAUUGAAGUUUUUAGAAGAUCGCCCUAUGAGAGAUGGACCAGGAGGGCACGUCAAAUUUAGAGUGUUAGCAUCAUGCAUGCAUAUCGGCGCGAAGAUCGUAGAGGUUAGUUUGGUAGGGGGUGGGGAGUGGAGGAUGGAUGUUGCCGCAGAGGUGAACGUCCAUGAGAGUAUGUGUUAUGGAUGUGAUGUAUUGCCACUCCGAUCUGGUGUGAAGGCUGGGGAUGAGGUGGUGGAGCCAGAGGCCAAGAGCCAAGGGAAAGAGGGAGCGAUGACUGUCGAGGUUGAUGGGGAAGAAAAGAGGAAUUCUUUAAAACCCCCCUCCUCGCCGGGACCAGGCUCCUGGGGUGGAAAAUUAUCGCCCAAGUUCUAA
Venustampulla echinocandica is the source of this 1398-nucleotide messenger RNA. RefSeq lists its product as uncharacterized. Gene Ontology annotation, molecular function: protein binding. Lineage: Eukaryota; Fungi; Ascomycota; Leotiomycetes; Helotiales; Pleuroascaceae. Bases 1 to 1398 code for a protein of 465 amino acids. The record is from RefSeq and is a predicted model, not a curated record. The transcript has 3 exons.